CACUCAAUUCUGAUACGGGUAGUUAAACCCUACCCGAAAACAAACUUGAAAUCCCCAGUGUUAACAUCCUUCAGGCGAAAAUGGCUCUGAGAUAUGCACGACUCAGACAAAUUUCAAGGCUUGUGCCACAAAUUCACUCAGGCAAUGGUUAUCAGCAUUCCAGACAAAUAAUCGGCACUUUUUCUUCCUCUAUGAAUCCACUGCCGCGAGAUUGUGAUGAAAUUGGCAAAAAUGGAGUCAGUUUCAGUAUGUCCACAAUGUCAAAAGCAUUACGUCAGAAGUCUACUCGUCAAGUUGAUAUGUUAUCUUUCAUUGAAUCCACUUUCAGUGAGCUUCAAGGCCCACAUCAUUGUUGGCUUAAUGUAGUUCAAGGAAACAAAGAAUUCUUCAACAAAGAUGGAGCUUUUUUGGUUUUUGCUGGACCAUUCCUGGAUAAUUGUGGCUCAAAAAUAGCUGGCUCAGUUAAUAAUUUCGAGCAAAUAAAGUUAAUUCAGCAGAGGUUUCCAUUGCUCCGUGUUAUGGCCUUUCUACCUGCCUGCUCAAUUAGCUCCACUACUGAUCAAACUCGUCUUUUUGAAUUGGUGAUGAAGGAAUACAUUACAUUUCCUGUUUUAUUGUCUAACAAGAACUUCCCUAAGAUGGAAAUCGGAGCCUGCUACAUCCUAUUUAAAAAUUUUAGAAAUGCUAGAGUUUACCCUGAGAAGGGCCUAGAUGUUGAAAUGCUUAUGAAAGCUGUUGAGGAGUUAAAUCUGCCACCAACUGGGAAUUCUAGUUCACCCUAUAACCUGAAAACCAUGUGGGUGAAACAAGUUGAGGUUGUUAAAGAACCAUAUUUAUGUUAUUCUUUGAGGAACUUACUCCUUCACUUCCCAGGCUGCAUAUCUGCAGAUGAAAGUAGUGAUCGCUUGUUCCUUUCUGACAGUAAUCAUCAUCGGAUCAUCAUAAUUGAUGGCAAUGGAAAGAUUCUGAACUGUAUUGGUUCUUGCCCAGGUUUUGAGGAUGGGGACUUUGAAUCUGCCAAGCUGGCACGUCCUGGAGCUUCGUUUUAUAACGAGGACGAGGAUUGCCUAUAUAUUGUAGAUUCAGAGAACCAUGCCAUCAGGAGAGCUGACAUGGAGAGGCGGGUUGUGGAGACGCUAUAUCCAACUUGUACUAUCAAUAAGAAAUCUAAUAAUUUAUGGAGCUGGAUCAGGAAUAAGCUGGGUUUUAGGAAGGAUGAUGAUACAAAGUCCAAAGAGUUUGGCGCUCAACCAUUGAUUUUUCCCUGGCAUUUAAUGAAGUCAGUGGAUCAUAGUAUUUUAAUUUUCAACCGCAGCUUUGAAACUUUAUGGAUAAUGGAUUUGGCUUCAGGAGAAAUAAAAGAAGUUGUCAGAGGAUUUUCAAAUAUAUUGGAGAUCUGUGGACGGUUGAUAAUGGAGAAAGUAUCCUUCUUAAAACAGAUGCCUCAUGAUUUAUUGCAAGAACAAAUUGGUUCUAGCUGUUCACCAAAGGAGCUUCCCUAUGCUGGGCUUAUAUCGUCCUUUACAAUGCUUCAAAAUCAUAUAAUCAUGUGUGACAUGGUUGGACAGAAGGUGUUGAAGCUGAAUAAAGAAUCUGGAGUCCUUUCAAAUUUCCAGUUAUCAAACUUUGGGCUUCUUGGUUUACCUUAUUGGCUGUCCUUCCCUUUGGAAAGAGUUUACUCCAUUGCUGAUGGACUUCUGGGAGCAGGGACUCACCAAUUUCAACACUUUGGUUUGUUGCCAGGUAGGAUUGACAUCAAAAUAAAUGUAGAUAUCCCUUUGGAUACUGAGCUUGUUGAACCAUUACAAGAAGGAUGUGUAUGGCUCCAGGCUAGAGGAGCUGCUACUGAAGUAUCGAGAGCAGAGGAUUUAAUGGGAUCAUCAGAAAAGGUUGGUGUUUCCCAGCAGUGGUUUGAUGAGUUAGAUAACCUUGCCUUCACUACCACUGAAUCAGAUUUGGCUAUUGAAGAUGAUAAAGCAAUUUCAGAUUUGAAGUCUGAUGAUGCAAGAGUUCACAUUGAUUGUGCAGUCAAUACCAGUUCUGGAACAAGUGAAGUCAUUAUUUAUGCAGCAUUAUACUUAAAGCUGAGAAGAUAUCCGGAUCAACAAGGAGACAGUCAAGAAAAAUAUGCAGCAAGGAUAACAGAGAUUUUGAAUCCAGAGAGAAUUGGAGGGAUAGGAGGUGAUUCAUGCAUCCAUCUCUUGUUAAAAUCAAACAGGGAUUUGAGAGAUCUCGUCUUCAUGAAACCGCUACAUGUUAGGAUAAAAUUUCAUUGUCUCGAUCACCCAAAAGCAGCUGAUAACUCAAAAGAAAUCGUCGUAACAAAUUCUUCAAUGGCUUUCAACGUAUCACUUCACACAUAAUUGUUUCUUAUGAACAAUGGUAAGUCCUCUGAUAUUUUUGUAACCUAUUGUUGCAUUCAUCUACUUAUAACAUGGAAAUAAGGCAAUUUUUUUCCUUUUAAAUUUUACAAAUUAUAGUGCUAUAUCAAGCCUACUAUGCUUCAUAUGCUUUUGAUCUCAA
Messenger RNA from Mangifera indica (mango), 2523 nucleotides. RefSeq lists its product as uncharacterized. Bases 81 to 2363 code for a protein of 760 amino acids. The transcript is spliced from 17 exons. The record is from RefSeq and is a predicted model, not a curated record. Lineage: Eukaryota; Viridiplantae; Streptophyta; Magnoliopsida; Sapindales; Anacardiaceae.